AUGUUGAUGGGCCUUAGAAAGCAGUAUACCUGCUGGAUAUGCUUGGAAGAGUCAAACGCAAAUGGUUCCUAUAUAGUACACGAUUGCGGUUGUAAUCUACAGGUUCACAAACGUUGUCUUAUCAAAUGGCUCUUUACUCUCAACAAGAAGAGACUGGACGGGUACGACAUCAACGAUUUCUACAAAAUUAACACAGUGAGAGAACUUAAGCGACGUAUUUGUUACUUGGUUGACGGUAAUAGAAUUUUGCAUGAAGAUAUGAAUACCGUAGAGACUAUUCAGUCUUUGCCCGUUGUCGGGCAAACCUGGGCAAGCUUUAUUUGUGUCACUGAUCUUGCUAUAAGAGCGAUCUUGGGACUAUCUACCCCCAAAUACCGUUCGCACGAGUUGUGGAGAGGAGUUCCAAUUGAGAGUGUGGAGUGUCCACAGUGCAAGAAGAAGGUGUUAGCUCGACCUCUGCAGUACACAAGCGGUUCACCUGUUCUUUUUCUGCUAAGAUUAACAAAGCAAGUGAAUAGGUAUGCGGCAGUUAUUUUUCUCUGUGUUGCAUCAUCUACUAAUAUUGUCAAAUGGUGGCUCAAAUGUGCUUUAUGGCAACUCAGAUGUAUUAUGCCAGAAAGCGUGCUACGCAAAGCAUUAAAAGUUACCACUACAAGAGCUCUUGAUGUCUACUUCAAUAGCAUGACAGGCUUCAGAAGCAUCGAUCAACACACGAAACUGCUGGUUUUAGGAUUUCCUAUCUAUCUGGCAAGUCUUCGCUUCUCGAAGUCCUUGUUUGCACAUCUUCGAUUUCUUUAUCCCUUUCUACUUGUCAAACAUCAACUUACUAAUGGUCUUCUAGCAAAAGUUUCAUCGUACACCGAACUAUUAGUGCUUUUUUAUCCCCUUCUGUUUGACACCCUUUCGAAUUCCAUUGUAAACCGCUGGUUAGCAAAGUCGCAGCCUUACUUCCUUGAGCCUAAAUGGAAUGCCGCGGUACAUGAUUACUCCUUUGAGUAUGCGGACGAGGCGGAUCAAGCUGAUUUAGUUAUAAAGUCCACAUGGUGUGAUAUUUUUAUUGAGAAUCUUAUCUGGCCUUGGCUAGGAAAGCAGAUUUCAUCCAAAAUCCUCUCUAGAAUAGGUUGGAUUGCAAACUGCCUCACAAGCAUAUGUCCUGAGGCCACCCCAGAUGAAUGUGAAUAUGCAAUGAAUGUUUUUGGGUGUGUUGCUGUUGUUUUAGGAAAGGAUUUGAUUAGACUGUAUUUAACAUUUCGACGUCUUAAGGAACUUGAGGCUUUUCAAGACUUCAUAAGCGAUACAUAG
This is a messenger RNA of Lachancea fermentati, 1302 nucleotides long. The record is from the annotation of a GenBank genome assembly. Lineage: Eukaryota; Fungi; Ascomycota; Saccharomycetes; Saccharomycetales; Saccharomycetaceae.